This is a messenger RNA of Lymnaea stagnalis (great pond snail), 3332 nucleotides long. NCBI's taxonomy places the organism in Eukaryota, Metazoa, Mollusca, Gastropoda, Lymnaeidae. The record is from the annotation of a GenBank genome assembly.
AUGCGCUUGUGCAACCAGUUGGAAGGGUAUAAAGAUGACGAAAGCGAUGCGCAGAAGUCGAAAGGAACUCCUCAAAGUGCUUUUCAAUAUGGCGAUCAUCGCUUUUAUCCCGGCGACAAACUCAUUUCACCCUUUAAAAAUCAGGCAAAUUUACAACCAGGUCAAGGUUGUGUCGCGUCACAGGGCGCCGAGUCACAUUACUCAUACUCUUCCCGGGUUAAAAUGGAGGAAAGUAAGCAAUGCGCGUCAAACACCGAGAAGGAAACUCGCGCUUUUGCUCAGAGUGGAGCAUUACCCGAAGCUGAUGAUUGGUUAAAGACAAGACCACGCAGUCCAAAAGCCCUCAAUGGAAACAUGGGAAACGAAACAAAGAUCGGCCGUCCAUCAAAACGUUGGUCCACGGACGGGGUUCUCUUGUUUCACGACACUUCCUCCCAACAAGUUCUGUACCCAACAGACCCGCGCUCCAGAAAAAGGGAAAGGAGCCUGUGGCGUCCGUCCAAGGCAACCAUAUUUUUCAGCACGCUCCCCCAAGAUCUGAAAGGGCCAACACAAAUGGACGCGCUUUUUAUGAACGAGCCGCAAAUGUGGGACGGUGACUUCAGGGAAGAAGGUGAUGAUCAUUUCCCCUCCGAACAUACGCUGGCGACGUCCAGGGAACUCAACGAAGCGAUGCGGAAGGUCAAAGCUCUUCAGCAGUCAAAGCGGGAGAUGGCCAAACUGUUUCCCAGUACACGUUCGCCUAUAGAUUCGUUUGCAGAGAACGUUAACCGGUUUGUUGGCUGAAUGAAUUAUAAUGUGUUUUAACAGUAGUAUCCGUGUCCUGUAUUUGCUACUUUUUUUACUUAUCAUAGGAGACAUUUAAUCAAACAAAUAGUUUCUAAAAAGUAUAUAUCGAAACUCAUUGUAACAGUUUUCUCAACAAUUUUUGUAGUGCACGUUAAACAAUCUGUAAAAUUGUGACACUCUUUGUUAAUAUCGUCAGUGGUUUAGAGCAGGCCUGCAUAAUUCAAAAUGUAAGGCGGGCCGUGAUAUUUUAUGAAAAACGUGUGCGGGCCGAAAGAAAAUAGGACGUAGCUAUUAUGAAAAUAGUAAUAAUAAAUAAUAUUUCUUACUUCGCGGGCCACAAAGUGGGUGCUGGUGGGUCGCAUGCGACCCGCGAGCCGUAUGUUGUGCAGGCCUGGUUUAGAGCGUUGUGUUAAUGUAAGCUCAUGUUUGGGUGAAAGGGGAUAGAAGAAGAUCACAAUACAAUACAGUACAGAUGAUACAAGGUACCAAACUGAAAUGUAUUGAUGUUUUAUUCCUGAUUUAUAUCUAUCAGCGAAAAUUACGUUCUUUUUGUUGUUUUAAAAAAAAAUAUUAUUGAUAAUCAUCCUUUAGCACCAACCUUCCUCAUAAAUCUCGUUUCGAGCUACAACUCAAGUACCGAAAUAUUCUCUCACUGAUGAAGCGCCAAGACUUUUUGCAGUGGGAGGCGGAGACAAGUUCACGAGCUGAAAAAUUUGUAUUUCCGGCCAAUGAUGAAACCUCUAAAAAUGUAAGUUUGUUCCAAUACAGUAAACUAACAAUUUGAUAAUUUGAAUGCACCCGGAAAUCUAUUGGUCACUACGUGAAAGCAAAUCUGUCUUUCUCUGACAUUUUUUUAAAGAGAGGAGUUUUUAUUUUAAAUAGUAGUAAGAUAAUGUGGAGGGUUUUGAGUGUAUAUUUAGCAAUUUCUAAAUUUGGGCUUCCUUCAACAAAGUAAUAUGACUGUGAAAAGGCUUCAGGGGCAUUUAUACGAAGGGGUGUAAUCUAAAAUUUUGUUGUUCAAUUAUGAGUAAUUGUGUGAAAUUAAAUGAAACAUUGAUCUUUUGAUGAGUUGCCUUCCGUCUGAGUUAUCUCUAUACUAUUAACGACCCACCCGUAUCUCCUACGUACUUCCCGUGUCUGAUUUGAUCUCCCAGCCUUGGCCAUGGAGAAGUGGCAAGUUCGUUGCGUCUAGACGUCGUGCAGCCAAGUGGUCGCCAGCACAGUCUCAGCAGUCGUCCUACAAAUCUUUGCUUUUGAAACUCCAAAAAUCUCCACUCGUGACAGCUGUGUCGUGUCAGAGUGAGAAUGACACAUCACUUACUAGAAGCCGGUGAGGAUUCAGUUAUUUAUUUCAUUCAAAAAGUGCAUAUUAAAAAUACUUCUAUUUACUUUUCUUUUCUUGCCAUUCUCAAAGACCAGCCCUACCCACCCCAAGGUUGUGGGACUCAUUUUACAAUUGGGUUGGGGGGGGGGGUAAUUUAAAUUUGGUUUAUAAAAAUGACAUUCUCCCUAGCGUCAAAAUUUAAAUAUUGAUAGUAUCUUGAUAAUUAAUUUAAACAGGCAUAUUUACUUACAGACAUUAAACAAGAUAAUUUCAUUGUACAGUAAUCUUUAAUGUUUACAUUUAUACAUAAUUUUAAGGGCUUCGUUUUGCCAUACGGAGUAAAGUAGGCUUAAAGAAUAGCGAUGCCACACAACAGUGGUACCUCAGGUUACGAACGCCUCUGGUCACGGAUAAUUCGGGUUACGAACAACAACUUCCAAAAACAUUUGUCUCGGGUAACGAACAGUGCCUCGGGUUACGAACGAAGGCGAGAGAGGGGACAGAGAUAGAUAGAUAGAUAGAGAGAGAGAGAGAGAGAGAGAGAGAGAGAGAGAGAGAGAGAGAGGAGAGGAGAGGAGGGGAGAGGAGAGGAGGGGAGAGGGAGAGAGAGAGAGAGAGAAAUAGAUAGAUAGAGAGAGAGAGAGAGAGAGAGAGAGAGUGAGAGAGAGAGAGAGAGAGGAGAGGAGAGGAGAGGAGAGGAGAGGAGAGGAGAGGGAGAGAGAGAGAGAGAGAGAGAGAGAGAGGGGGAUAGAGAGAAGGAAGGAGAGGGAGAGAGAGAGGGGGGAGAGAGAUUUUACAUUUAAUGUAUUUGGUGGUGUUUUUUUCUCUUUAGUUAAUCCGUCAAGUACACGACAUAUUCUUUGCGUUUUGUAAGGGAAACGACCGGAUGUUAAUAAAAAGAACGAUUCUUACCUUUUGAAACGGAUUAUCUCUAUUUCAUUGAUUUCAAUGUUUCAGGUUACGAACCGAGUUCUGGAACGAACUUGCCGAGGUACCACUGUAAAUGUAUAUACCGUACAAUAUACUAUAAUAUACAAAUGUAUAAUUACAUAACACGUGAACGUUCCCCAGGGUUAAGAUCUCCGACAGUUCUUGGAGUCAAGAAAACAAACAGUCAUUUGCGUUUGUGAGGCGAGAGCUGGAUCAGUUCAACAAGGUUCCUAAGCCCAGCUCCCAGUUGUUCGAUGGCCCAUUGGACAUAAGCGAUGACACUGGAAGC